Messenger RNA from Trichechus manatus latirostris (Florida manatee), 1513 nucleotides. It is a transcript of the gene DHRS13, whose product is annotated as dehydrogenase/reductase 13. The transcript is spliced from 5 exons. Lineage: Eukaryota; Metazoa; Chordata; Mammalia; Sirenia; Trichechidae. The record is from RefSeq and is a predicted model, not a curated record. The coding region runs from base 1 to 1134 and encodes 377 amino acids.
AUGGAGGCGCUGCUACUGGGCGCGGGGUUGCUUCUGGGCGCCUACGUACUUGUCUACUACAACCUGGUGAAGGCCCCGCUGUGCCGCGGCAUCGCCAGCCUGCGGGGCCGCACGGCUGUGGUCACUGGCGCCAACAGUGGCAUCGGGAAGAUGACCGCGCUGGAGCUGGCGCGCCGGGGAGCGCGCGUGGUGCUGGCCUGCCGCAGCCGGGAGCGCGGUGAGGCAGCAGCCUUCGACCUCCGCCAGGAAAGUGGGAACAAUGAGGUCAUCUUCAUGACCUUGGACUUGGCCAGUCUGGCCUCCGUGCGAGCCUUUGCCACUGCCUUCCUGAGCUCUGAGCCACGGCUGGACGUUCUCAUCCACAAUGCCGGGAUCAGUUCCUGUGGCCGGACCCGUGAGCCCUUUAACCUACUGCUGCGGGUGAACCACAUCGGCCCCUUCCUGCUGACACAGCUGCUGCUGUCCCGGCUGAAAACAUGCGCCCCCAGCCGCGUGGUGGUGGUCUCCUCAGCUGCCCAUCGGCGCGGGUGCCUCGACUUCACCCGCCUGAACCACCCGGUGGUGGGCUGGCAGCAGGAGCUGCGGGCAUAUGCUGACAGUAAGCUGGCCAACAUAUUGUUUGUCCGGGAGCUCGCCACCCAGCUUGAAGGCACUGGCAUCACCUGCUACGCAGCCCACCCAGGGCCUGUGAACUCAGAGCUGUUCCUGCGCCAUGUUCCGGGAUGGCUGUGCCCACUUCUGCGCCCACUGGCCUGGCUGGUGCUGCGGACGCCAAGAGGGGGUGCCCAGACACCUCUGUACUGUGCUCUACAGGAAGGCAUUGAACCUCUCAGUGGGAGAUACUUUGCCAACUGCCGUGUGGAGGAGGUGCCCCCAGCUGCCCGAGACGACAGGGCAGCCCACCGGCUGUGGGAGGCCAGCAAGAGGCUGGCAAGGCUAGGGCCUGGGGAGGAAGCUGAACCGGGUGAAGAUUCCCAGCCUGAGGACGCAGGGUCCCCUUCUUCUCUGAGCACCCCCCACCCUGAGGAGCCCACAGUUUCCGAACUCUACCCCAGCCCUCAGAGCUCACCAGACUUGUCUAAGGUCACAUGCCGAAGUCAGAUUAAAGCUGAGCCUGAAACCCCAACCUGCUAACCCCCAGGCCAAGUGCUUUCUACCCCACUUCAUGGCCCUUGAAGGCCCCAGCUGUGCGCCAGGCCAUGCCCUGGGCACUGAGGAGGUUGCCAAGUUUUACCUCUGUGGUUACUUUCUGGGGCCUCAAGGUACGCCCUGGAUAGCACUUUUCCUGGUGGAAGGAAAUGACUAGUUAUUAUUUCCCCCAUCCCCCCACAGGGUAACAGUAACCCCAGAUUGGGGGUGGGGAUAAUAUGCCAGACACUGUGCUUCUCGGGAAUUCGAAUUUCAGAUUUCCCGACUCCACCGUCAGUGAUUCUGACCAGCUCCGGAUUCCAUAAAACAACAAGAAAAAAACCCUUUGCUGUUGAGUCAAUUCCAAGUCCAUAGUGACCCCGUG